Messenger RNA from Mastomys coucha (southern multimammate mouse), 4389 nucleotides. RefSeq names its product MORN repeat containing 1 (gene Morn1). The transcript is spliced from 12 exons. NCBI's taxonomy places the organism in Eukaryota, Metazoa, Chordata, Mammalia, Rodentia, Muridae. Bases 235 to 1719 code for a protein of 494 amino acids. The record is from RefSeq and is a predicted model, not a curated record.
CGCGGCGCCGCCUCCACCCGCCAAGAUGGCCGAGGGGCGGGGCCCAAGCUCCAACCAUUUCCGCUUCCGGGAUGGACACCGAAGCCGUUGGCGGGAGUGCUUCCCGGCGGAAGAAUGAGGCCGGCGGAAAUGCGCCAUGGUGCACAAGCGCAUUGGCGUCCUCAGGCUCCGGAUCCGACGCGUUGCUUCGGGUGUUAAGGUCUCCUGGCUACGCCCCAUGGCAACCGGAGGCCAAUGGAAGGCAGCUUUAUGGUUGCUAGGGAAACUUUGGCGGCAAGAUGGCGGCAGCUGGCGAUCCGAACCUCUCUUCGCUCCAACCGCGCCGGCACUCGCCGAGACUGCCGCCGCGAAACGGCUAUGGUGUCUACGUAUACCCAAAUUCUUUCUUCCGCUAUGAAGGAGAAUGGAAAGGAGGCAAGAAACACGGCACUAUUGUCAGAGCUGCUUGAAGAGUCACCUACUUUUAAGAAUGUGUUCUCCAGGGACCAGAAAGAUGGCUCAGAAGAGUGCUUGCUGCUCUUGCAGAGGACCAGAGUUCAGUUCCCAGCACCUACAUCAGGUCAUGGGAAGCUAUUGUUUAAAGAUGGAAGUUAUUAUGAAGGCGAAUUUGUGGAUGGAGAAAUCACUGGGGAAGGCUACCAGCACUGGGCCUGGUCAGGAAACACCUACUCCGGACAGUUUGUUUUAGGAGAGCCUCAAGGACACGGCAUCAUGAAGUACAAAGCUGGGGGUCACUAUGAAGGGGAGCUCUCCCAAGGCCUGAGGGAAGGGCAGGGGUUUCUGGAGGACCAGGAUGGGCAGGUAUACCAGGGUUCCUUCCAUGAUAACAAGAGACAUGGCCAUGGGCAGAUGAUCUUUAAGAAUGGUGACAAGUACGAAGGUGACUGGGUUCGAGACCAGCGUCACGGACAUGGAGUGCUGUGCUGUGCCGAUGGCUCCACAUACAAGGGACAGUGGCACAAUGAUGUCUUCAGUGGACUCGGCAGCUUGGUCCACUGCUCAGGAGUCACCUACUGUGGGAUAUUCAUUAAUGGCCACCCAGCAGCACAGGCUAAGAAAAUUGUGGUCCUGGGUCCAGAGGUACUGGAAGUGGUCCAAGGAUCUCCCUUCACGUUGAGUGUACAGCUGCAGCAAGAUGACGGGGAAGUUGCCAAAAGUGAGAGUGGCCGGGUCCUGAAGAUCUCAGCAGGUGUCAGAUAUGUGCAACUCCCAGAGUACUCUGAGGUCAGCUUUUUCAAGAUGGAUGAAGAUCACAUGGAGACACCCAUCCAGACCCCGUUUGGGUUCCAGUGCAUUUCCUACCCUCUGUCUGUGCCCGUGUCCUGGGGGCAGGAGUCCGGGUCUACUGUGGAAAGUGCCAGAGCUGACCUGCUACUCUCCAAGAGAGACUCAGAGCCUGUGCUGGACUCAGGAGCCUUCCAUGGCCAGGGAGACACCCUCAGCAUCCUGCCAGGAGUCUUUCAGCCCCCAGGGAUUCCAGGACCAAGUCGGGAACUGUGUUCCAGGACCAGGCAGAGACUGUGCUCCAGGACCAAGCAUCCUUCCAUUCUUCUGUCACCAUUUGCUGCACGAAAGAUCCAGAUCUCUGGCAGGAAAGUGCAAAGGCCAAAGCCACAUGGGAUAGCAAGAGCCCAGGAGAGGCAGUUCUGUUUCCCCACCCACCCCACCUCCCGACCUCCCGCUAGUGGUGACAGAGUAGAGCGUGCCCUUCGCUCUUGAUCCUUCAGGCUUACCCUUCAUUUCUGUGAUCCAUUUAGACAGAUUUAUUGUACUACUCAUUUUCAGCUUCGAUCCAUUUAGCUAGUUUUCCUGCUAUCAAUGUAACAUCCAAAGUUGCUCUUUCUUUCUGGGUACUCUCUCCUGUUAGUCUGCCUUACACUCAGUGACAGAGACACCCCUAACUGCUCUGCCCCAGUGAUCCCAGCGGUACUUCCAAGGUCCCCAUCUAGCACCUCCAGUUUCCGGAGAAUGGAAGAGCCCUCUGACCAUUUGUGUCUCCUCCCUAGGCAUUCUGCAAAGCCUUUAAGUCACUCCAGAAGUUUAACCGUCCUGAGCAAGAGCAAGGUCUGAAAAAGAAACCCUUCACCCUCGUGAUGAGUGCCCCUGUAACUGGAAAGCCUGAAUGUCACAGCUUAGGACCAGCCUGUGCUGCCAGGGACCUAGCCAGGCUUCUCCCACAUCUGGGGCUGCUCCUAGAGCCCCUCUCUGGGUUGACAGGAAGGAGGUAUCCAAGGAGGCAUGCCUCAACCUGUGACAAGGAGCUAGAAGGCAAGCCCUACACAGACGUGCCAAGCUGUGCCUAGAGACUCCAGCUAAAGCAGUCUUAUUGUGUAAGGGGACUGUGUCCUUAGAGUAGACUUCAGUAUUUAAAAACUAACAAACAAACAGAAACUGAUCAUCUUGCCCUUGUCCCUGGCCUGGUUCCUUUGCUCCCUUACUGGGUCCCUGGUGCCAACAUUCUCCCUUCUAGGCAGAUCCUUGCCAAGGGCCUAUGAGGCCACCUCAGGCCCUGUGGUUCUGAAUGCUAUGUGAAGGACUAGGGAGCAGCUUUGCAGCAAUACCUUAGAGCUGCUUCCUAUGCUGGACUGGAAGGAGCCGGGUACCAAGGACCCUAUGGGUAGGAUGUCCUGACUGUGUGCUUGGUCAUCUCAGAAAGUGUUCACUUACCUCCCCAGCCACCUAGACAAGUCACUAAGGAGCAAGGCAGAGACAAGAGCCUUCAGAGCCCAGUCAGUAGACAGUAACUGAGCAGAAGGCCUGAGUGAAGACAACGAGGAGCUACAUGGUUCUUGUUCUUGCUGAGACGCCUUAGGAUGAUGCUUCUGUACAGGGCACAUAAGACACCACUAGAAGCCACGUGUACAGCCAGAGUCAAGGAUGGUUCUCCUCCCUCUCCUUCCCUCCAUGCUCUAACUGAUGGGCAGAUAUACGGGACUGACCCAUCUGCCCCACAAUCACAGCUUUACUGCGAGUCAGACGAGUGUUCAGAGUGAGAUAUGGCUGCUCUUUCCAAAUGACACAGUAGUAACCUCCACUCCACUGGUGUUUGCUUCUUCCUCACACAGAAGCCAGGAACGGGGGCAGGUCCGUCACCAGCUGUGGAUUCCACACUUCUGUCUUUUAUUCUGCUCUAUGUCAUUUUUGUUUACCAUGGCAUGAUCUCUAGGACGCUUCUGACAUCAUGCUAAAUCUUAUUAAGCAGGAAGGAGAACAUAUGAGGGGCAGAACUCAAUCAUACAGUCACAUAUCCAUCACAUGGAGAUAAGCAUAGUGUGCCAACAAAGAUUAGGCUCCAUUGUUAGAGAAGAAGGGGAAACUGGACACUGGGCAUCUCUGCCAAGUAGAAAUUCCAUCAAGGUACAUCAUCCAUGCUGCGUACAUAGAUGGAUGUCAGAGAGGCUCCCCAGCACCACUUUAGUUGCAGACCAUGUAUCCACUCUCCAUCUGUGACAAAGGCUGUCCCAUUAUGACUCCCAAAGCCCUGCAGACUAGCCUCUAACACCCCAGACCACAGGGCUGUGACGAUAGGCUUGUGGCUGUAAUAGCAUCCGUAGUGAGCAGGCCUGCAGAAACAGCCACAAUGGCUUCAGCUGACUUCACAUUGCAGGAGUUUUCCAGGUUGACCAGCAGCCUCUGCUCAGGGUCAUUCAUGUGAGAGUGAGGGUGACAAGCCACCUAGCCUACUCCUACCUACCAUGUACUCCCUAGAGGACAGCAUGUUCCCCCAACCUGCCGUUUGGCACCUUUGGGUGCCAAGGGGUUUCUGUUUAGAGCAAACCAGCCUGGAGGUCAGGCUGCCCUGAGGAGAGACAGGGAAGGAAACUGUGGGUGAAAUACAGAGCAUACAUGAGUCAGACCUGAAACUACAGCCGAGCAGGAGGCGGCACACACUUUAAAGCAAUUACAGUGUUUCAGCGUGUUCCCAAAGCCUGAGGCCAACAGCCAUUGGUAGAGGGAGUCCCAUCUCCCAAGGUAGGAACAGCCCUCCCCCUCUGCAGACAAGUGGCACCCCCAACCUACUGUCAAUUCCUCUGGACUGAAAGAUAAUCGGCUUGCACACAGUGGCCUAGUGGGAGGGAACUAGACACAGCUGGCAGGAGGGGCUUCAGGAGGCAUUGUCCCUGGGUGGAGGCUACUGAUCCCCCAGAGACUAGAGUCAGACCAGCCCCUCUACCCCCACCUGUAGCAACAUUCUUAAGGUUUGCUAAGCAUGUGGCAGCCACCAGGUCAUUGAGGCCACUCCUCUGAGGCAUUCCUGGCUUUGGCCCACUGUGCCUCCAACUGGGACUCAGGGUCUCAGGCUUCCUUGGUCUGGGAUUCCAGACAAUUCAGGAAACAAACCCUCUAAAAACUUGUGUUUCCACCUUUACAAAUAAUAAAACAAAGAAA